Punica granatum (pomegranate) is the source of this 1181-nucleotide messenger RNA. The record is from RefSeq and is a predicted model, not a curated record. Lineage: Eukaryota; Viridiplantae; Streptophyta; Magnoliopsida; Myrtales; Lythraceae.
GUAUCUUUUACAACAAUAGGGGGAAAGAAAAAACGUUGUGCUAGAUUUUGAAAAUUUGCCAAAAAGGGCUUUUCAAUUUUACAGUUCAGUUUUUCCUUUUGGGGGUCAGAGCUGUUGGGAUUCCGAGUACCCAUCAGCCCAACUAACUUGCCCGGUUUGUUCGGUUUCCUUCCUCCUCCUCCUCCUCCUCCUCCUCCGUCCUCUGCAUCCCCCGCAAUUCCCCUCCACCAUUGUUGGAUCAUCUCAUCCCCUGCCUGCCUGCCUGCCUGCCUGCCUGCCUGCCCGCAACAUCCCCUAACCAAACACCCACCCAAAUUCUUCUUCAAGGAAAAGGAAAAAAAAGAAAAACCAAAAAGAAGAAAAAAAAUACUAACCCAAGAGAAAAGGAAAGAAAACGAUUAGAAAUCUUCUAAUCAUCCAUUCAUUCUUCCUGUAGUUAUUGUUAAUGGGAGAGAGAAGGGAAGGAGAUGCAAGAGUUCAUGUGAUCAUAUGCCUCCUAAUCCUCUGCAUCCUCGCCGGAGGAGCCUUCCUCUGCCUGUACAUCUUCCUUCCAGCAACCGAAUCCUCUAAGUGGUAUUACCUCGCCGGGAUUGUCCUUGAAGCGAUCCCUUGGGCCUUCUGGCUCUUUACUUACCUCUACACAUGCUUCAAGGCCCGAGGAAGAGGUGGUGGUGGCGCUGGAGGAGGGAUCUCCCCCAAGGGGGGUGGUGCCGGCGCUUGGAAGCCCCCUUCCACUCGCACCAACAGCAGUGCUGCCGGUUCAGCGGCUGCCCCGACUUCGCCGGUGAAAUCCCCUGCAGGCGAUGAUGCCCGACAUGUCCAUUUUGGGGAGGUCGUUGUGGUGGGGAAUGACGAGGACGAUGGUAAGAACAGGUUGUCAGGAGGAGACGGGUCAACAGGGGGCGGAGGAGGAGCAGGACGAGAACACAACAACAAUGGACCAAGCGCAUUGAACGAUGCAGAGCUCUCCGUCUGUUCUAGGGAGAGUGAGAUGCCAUUAAAGUUUGGAGCUUCAUCUUGUAAAUGAACAUUGUUUUUGUGCAAAGGUGAACAUGAAAAAGAAACUUCCGAGUCCCUCGUCUUUCUUUUUUCUUCUUCAUUUAUGAAAAGCAGAACAUGUGAUGCUAGAAAUCUCAUCAUAGUUUCCAAAGAAUAAGAAUUGAUUCGGUAAAAGAUCUUCA